Molecule: messenger RNA, 303 nt
Organism: Blastomyces dermatitidis ER-3
Lineage: Eukaryota; Fungi; Ascomycota; Eurotiomycetes; Onygenales; Ajellomycetaceae
Exons: 1
Coding region: 1-303 (100 amino acids)
Source: RefSeq, a predicted model, not a curated record
AUGUGGGGUACAUGGCACUGCAAUGCAGGGAUUACCGUCUUGCAAAUAUGUUGCUUGAUGAAGGAGCCGAUGUCAAUUGCCAAUACUGCCCACAUAUGGGACGGCUUGGCGAUUGCUUCGGGUAAUUUGAAUAUGGAUAUGGUGACGCUGCUUCUUGAUAGAGGAGCGGAUAUUAAUGCUCUAGGCGGUGAGAUGGGAAGUCCUCUCCAAGCUGCGAGUAGUGCAUACUACGUGAUUGGAAUGAAGGUCAUGCGUGUGGAGCAGACAUUAAUGCUGGAGAUGAAAGAAGCGGAACUGCUCUAA